UCUCUCUUUCUCUCUCUCUCUCCCUCUCUCCACCAGUCACGUCGUGCACGAGGACAAUCCUCUGAGAGCUCCCUCCAUCUGAGCCUUGGGUCGCGCGCUGUCCUCUCGGGCACGAGCACGCGGUUCGGUUUAGUUUAUUUCUUUGUUUUAACGCUGCGUGUCUUUUAACGUCAGAACCCGCGAGCGAAGCUUUCGUGCGUGACGUCAUCUCUAACGGAAUAGGGGACGCUAGACCGCGCGUGACUCUUCAUGUCGGAUGUUUCCGGUGACCGGUAGUUCUUCUGUCCGGUACCGGGACCUGAAGAGCUGGUCUCUGAUUGGUCCACCUCUCUUACCUGCGUGGGUCCCGGGUUAAAGCUGAAGAUGAUAACCCGGGUCAGCCUGGUUCUUCUGUCCUGGUUGUUAACAUGGAGCAGAGCUCAGCAGAUGGAUUCUAACAGCUGGAUGUCCAAUGGUCUCUGUCGCUAUGGCAACAGCGUGGACUGUUGCUGGGGCUGGACACAGACGGACGGAGGACGUUGUCAACCUCACUGUCAGCAGGGCUGUAAACAUGGAGAGUGUGUCGGACCAGACAGAUGUAAAUGUCACGCCGGAUACAGUGGCAAGGCCUGUAACCAAGAUCUGAACGAGUGUGGUCUGAAGCCUCGGCCCUGUAAACAUCGCUGCAUGAACACACCGGGCAGCUACAAGUGUUACUGUCUGGACGGAUACACACUGCAGCCGGAUGGCAGCUGCAAGAAUACACUGACCUGUUACUAUGCCAACUGUCAGUAUGGCUGUGCGGUGUCAAAGGGGAGGGUCCUCUGCACCUGUCCAUCGCCAGGGUUACGGCUGGGACCAGACAGACGAACCUGUAUCGACAUUGAUGAGUGUGUGUCUGGCGGUGGUGUGUGUCCUCGUCGCAGGAAGUGCGUGAACACAUUCGGCAGCUUUUUGUGUAAAUGUCACCUCGGCUUCAAACUCACGUACAUGAACGGACGCUACGUGUGCAUCGAUAAAGACACUCGUCCAUUCUGCUCUCUGAACCCGUCCUCUCCCAAGUGCAGGUGUAAAGAUGGCGGCUGUGAAGCUCUACCCAGAGUCACUCUGGAGCCUCCAAGACCAAGAACUACAAUUCCCAUCAUCCCCCUCUCCACUGCUGCUCCUCCUAUAACUACUACAGCUCAGCCUGUCACCACCACCACCUCAGCAGCAACUACUCUACCAGCUACGUCUGCAGCUACAACUACCACCGCAGUACCGACUACUACCACUACUACACCUGUUACUACCACUACUAUGCCUGAUACUACUACACAUGUUACUACUUCACCUAAAACUACAACUGAGACUACUACACCUGUUACUACUACACCUGUUACUACUACACCUGUUACUACUACACCUGUAACUACACCUGAUACUACUACCAUAUCUCUUACUACACCUGUUAUUACUACACCUGUAACUACACCUGAUACUACUACACAUUUAACUACACCUGAUACUACUACCACACCUGUUACUACUACACCUGUUAUUAUUACUACUACACCUAAUACUACUACACCUGUUACUACCACUACUACACCGGUUACUACCACUACUACACCUGAUACUACUACACCUGUUACUACUACACCUGUAACAACACCUGAUACUACCACACCUGUUACAACAACUGAAACUACUACACCUGUUACUAUACCUGUUACUACUACACCUGUAACUACACUUGUAACUACACCUGAUACUACUACUACACCUGAGACUACACCUGUAACUACACCUGAUAUUACUACAACACCUGUAACUACACCUGCCAUUACAACACCUGUGACUAUACCUGCCACUACACCUGAUACUACUACACCUGUAACUACUACACUUGUAACUUCACCUGAUACUACACCGACGCUGCCCACCACCUUCUCCAUGGUAACGACUACAUUGAACAACAGGAUCAACAAAGACGUGACACUCAAGCAGAGAGGAGACGUGCACAUCCCUCGACAUCCCGACGUCAACCAGUUGUGGGAGUUUGAUAUCGAGCUCGGAAACAUCUCUGACGACGCCAAAGACGAUCCUGAUGCUGGUGUGGUCCACUGUACCUUCAACCACGGACUAUGUGAUUGGUUGUCAGACAGAGAGGGAGAUCUUCACUGGGAAACAUCUCAUAACCCUGCAGGUGGACAAUACCUUUCCGUCCCAGAGCUGAAGGCAGGACAGAGGAGCAUCCGCGGCGCCCGAUUGGCUGUCCAAAUCCUCCCAUCCUGGAGCCACGGUGACCUGUGUUUCUCCUUCUCCCAUUGGCUAACAGGGCAUCAUGUGGGCGUGCUGCAGCUGUUCACCAGGAAGAGAGGACGAGGUCAAAGAUAUAGCCCCGCCCUCUGGAGCAGGACAGGUGGACACGGCUGGAGACACACACAGGUUACCUUGACAACACAUCAUCUGGACAGGGUGUUGUUAAAGGCGGAGCGACGAGUCGGACGGCGAGGACAAAUCGCUGUCGAUGAUGUCAGUCUGAGGCAGGGGGCGUGUCGAUGAUGUCACUCUGAGGCAGGGGGCGUGUCGAUGACAUCCCCUGACACUGAGUGGUUGUCGCUGAGCGAAGUGGAUUUAACCACCUACGUUUUGUACAGUGUAAAGAACCGAGCAGCUUCGGGGGGGGAAACGUAACCCUGAAACGUUAAAAGUUCAUCGCUGAGAUUUAAUGAUUGAAUAUGUAAAUGAGUCUUAAAUUAAAUAUCUGAUAAUUUACAAGAACUUCCAGAACGUAAAUGUGGACACGACAGAGUAUUAUGGCCACUUAUUACUGUUAUGUCAUAAAAUUACAACUUUAAUCAAGUAAAACUAUGAUUUUAAUUAAUUGACACUCUGUCGUUAGCACUGAAUAAAACCAGGUUCAAUCUUUUGAUUCAUGUUGUUGACAUUUUAGAGUCACAGGUUUUUACAGAGGAGAUUUGUAUUGAUCUGUUUUUAUCUCUUCAUUACUCUGCAAAUAUUGUCAAUGUUUUUCAUGUUUUUUUUAAAUAAAAUGUUUCUAUAAAUCA
Pleuronectes platessa (European plaice) is the source of this 3032-nucleotide messenger RNA. RefSeq names its product nephronectin. The transcript is spliced from 13 exons. Lineage: Eukaryota; Metazoa; Chordata; Actinopteri; Pleuronectiformes; Pleuronectidae. The coding region runs from base 364 to 2526 and encodes 720 amino acids. Gene Ontology annotation, cellular component: membrane. Gene Ontology annotation, molecular function: calcium ion binding. The record is from RefSeq and is a predicted model, not a curated record.